Gongylonema pulchrum is the source of this 459-nucleotide messenger RNA. The record is from the annotation of a GenBank genome assembly. Lineage: Eukaryota; Metazoa; Nematoda; Chromadorea; Rhabditida; Gongylonematidae.
AUGAAGUGCUCCGAGCCAGAUCUGACAUGGUGGACAUUAUCGAAGCAAUGUAUGCCAGCACGAAGAGAUGGGCUAUGUCGCGAAUGCGAGGAAACAAUGGUGAUCGAUUAUGACAAUAUAUUCACCGCCCAAUGGGAUGGGCGGGAAUAUACUUUAGAGAGAUCAGCAACCGCCGGGGCCUUUGCCAUUCGGAAGAAAGAGUUCGAAGAGAAGCGGCCCAUCGCAACAGCGGCAGAUUUGGGAGGAGGAGCGCCGGACUUGGUAACAGCGGCGGACUUCGCGACAGCGGCGGCCUUGGAGUCUACAGGUAAAAAUUUUGGUGCUAUUUACGAGCUAAAUCGAUUAAAGAAGUCGAUACGAUUAUCGAAUAUUGUAUGCGCCUAUACUGAGAUUUAUCUAGUGAUGGAUGCUCGAAACGAUGCUUACUGCAAAACUGCGUACAUGCUGCAGUUCUCCUGA